This is a messenger RNA of Penicillium alfredii, 1035 nucleotides long. RefSeq names its product ferritin-like domain-containing protein. The record is from RefSeq and is a predicted model, not a curated record. Lineage: Eukaryota; Fungi; Ascomycota; Eurotiomycetes; Eurotiales; Aspergillaceae. The coding region runs from base 1 to 1035 and encodes 344 amino acids. The transcript has a single exon.
AUGGCACUCGCCCUACCAGUCCUCGCCCAUCCCGGGCCAGCUAGCCCCAGCGAUGCAGUGCCAGGCCAAUCUUCCCUCUUCACUACAUACCCGGGCAAGAAGACCCCCCUCGCUCCACAAUAUCUCAAACCCAUCCCAGCGACAGAGAAAGGCCCGGCCGGUCAAGACGACCUUCUCUUCCAAAACCUGCUAGCCGCGGAAUGGGCUAUCUACUCCUUCUACCAACUAGGUGUGGAGACUUUCAGUUCCUCAGACUUCGCCAAAAAGGGUUAUCCGAAUACAACCUAUCAGCGUAUUACUGAGAUGCGCGACAACGAAGCUGGUCAUGUUCGAAUCUUCCAAGAGCAGAUCUCCAAAAACUCAGUCAAGCCUGGCCCAUGUCAAUAUAACUUCGCCAAGAGCGUGGGAAAGAGUCCUGAGGCCUACCUUGCCUUCCAGGUCUUUCUCGAAGUCUCCAGUAUGGCCUAUCUGACCGGGCUGAUCGACCAAGCCGAUCUCAACAUCUCCAAGUCUGCCCUGAUGGCGAUCGGCCAGGUGGAAUCCCGCCAUAAUGCCUGGGCCUUGAUUGACGCAUGGAACACGAGCCCAUUCUCUGGUCCCUCGGAUACAGUCUAUCCCUACGCGAACCAGAUCCUCGAUUCCACGAAUACAUUCAUUGUGACGGGUAGUUGCCCCUCCGAGAACCCGCCCUACCCAUAUCCCAAUCAACACCUGCCCCAACUUGCCUUCAAGAAGAAGGGUACCACAGGCAAGCCUGGCUCGACGAUUGAAUUUGUUUGGAAGGACAAGAAACCGACGUUCGAUAAAAAGGAGUACUUCGCUGUUUUCUAUCACGGCGUGCACCAUAUCAGUGUACCGUACAAUCCGAAGGAGAACCGCGUUGAGAUCCCUGCUGAGUUUGAUUCGGGCUCAAGCAUCAUUAUUGUCAUCAUUGCGGAUACGAAAGAUGCACCCACUGAGCAGAGUGUUGUCGCUGGGCCUCUGAUUAUUCUGGAGCAGCCGGGGGCAUUGACCAAGCAGGUCAAUGCUGUUUGA